Messenger RNA from Arachis duranensis, 596 nucleotides. Its product is annotated as mavicyanin-like. Bases 27 to 596 code for a protein of 189 amino acids. The transcript has 2 exons. Gene Ontology annotation, molecular function: electron transfer activity. NCBI's taxonomy places the organism in Eukaryota, Viridiplantae, Streptophyta, Magnoliopsida, Fabales, Fabaceae. The record is from RefSeq and is a predicted model, not a curated record. Gene Ontology annotation, cellular component: plasma membrane.
UAUAGAAAUAUCCAAAGCCAGCAAAUAUGGCCAAUCUAUUCAGAAGUUGUUCAUUAUUACUUUCGGUUUCCUUGAUUAUUAUAUUGUGUGUGCAAUCAAGAGUAAAUUGUACUGAAUUUGAAGUUGGGGGUCACGAUGGCUGGAUUGUUCCUAAGUCAAGAGACAACGAUCAAAUGUAUAACCAAUGGGCAUCCCAGAACAGAUUCAAAGUUGAUGACACUCUUCGUUUCAAGUACUCUAAAGAUUCGGUGUUGGUGGUGAGUGAAGAGGAGUAUGAAAGCUGCAGAUCCACUAAGCCACUAUUCUUCUCCAACAAUGGUGACACUGUCUUCAAAUUUGAGCAUCCUGGAGUGUACUACUUCAUUAGCGGAGUUAGGGGCCACUGUGACAAAGGCCAGAAAAUAAUUGUUAAGGUUUUGGCCGUACAUAAUCCAAAGCCAGAGCCACCACAUUCACACUCACCAGCACCAGCACCAGCAUUUACACCUGCACCUUCUCCUUCUCAUCAUUCUAAUGCUGCAAGACCAAUCCCUCUUCUCAGCAUAACUAACUUGUUGCUCUUUCUUAUCUUACUUGUUCCCAUGCUUUUUACUUGA